UUUACCUUGAUAAGCACUGUGUAUGUACGCUCUAUCACAUUGUGCUUUAAAUGUGCCUUUAUUUGACUACAUGCAAACAACAACAAUAAACAGGGCAAAAAGAAACUCCGACAAUCUAAAAUGAAGAGUCCUAUUGAUUUUUGGUUUUUCAGCAUGAGAGGAAAAUACCAAGGAUAAAGAUAAAUUAAAACCCAAUCAAACUCAAGUAGGACAUGUCAACCGUGAGUCAAAAAACAGAACUUCCUCAUCAAGUGGAAGAGUGGACAAAAGAACAUGUUCAUUACUGGUUAACUAAGGUGAUUGAAGUUGAUGAAAAAAAUGCAGACAAAUUGUAUGAGGAAGAAGUAUCAGGAAAAGACUUAAUUUGUUACAAGCCAAAUGAUCUUAAGGAACUUAAUAUAAAGCAUGGCCUAGCUGUUAGGAUUAUCACCAGGCUUAAUGAGUUGAAAAAGCUUUAUGAAGAUGGUGCAAAUUCUAAGUCGUCUGAACAAUCCCACACAGUGCAAGCAGAGGCCAUGCAAGACACAACAUCACAUAAGAAACACUCCGGUAGUCUCUAUCCAUUUGAUCAGAACUCAGCUUCUCAUAGAUACAUUGAAAACUACACAUUACCUCCAGAGACAGGACCAGGCAAUCUGAUCGAUCCAGUUCACGAGUACAAGUUCAUGGGCAGAACCGAUGACAUUCAUGUGAUGAAGAAGAAAUUUAAUAAAGAGGUCUUUCGGUUUGCAGCAGGGUGCAUGAACAGUCGUACAAACGGAACCAUUCACUUCGGUGUUGCAGAUUCUAAAAACUCUGAAUAUGCACACGGUGAGAUCAUUGGUGUCAGAGUUGAAAACAAGGACAACAUUAUAGACCACUUCAAUCAGGGCAUUAAGACAUACUUUGACGGUGACACAGAUAAAGCAAAGGCAUGCAUCAGACAACCACGCUUCGUAGAAGUACUGUGCCCUAACAGCACCCUGUCUGGUAAAUAUGUCAUAGAAGUGGAUGUUGUUCCAUCCCACAGUGUUGUUCAGGGUAAACUGUUUUUUAUCCAUACUCUGGAUGAGGACAAUCAAUGGAAAAAGAGCAAAGGGAACUCGCUCUUUAUCAGAGGGGGGGCUGCAACCCGGGAUAUCUGUAAAAUUGCCAACCCAAAAGACUUUCAAUGUGAAAUAGCCCAAAUAAACACACAAUUGAUUGUUCUAGACAAUAGGAGAAAAGAGGCGGAAAAAAGACCUGAAAGCAAGAGAAUGUCAAAUCAGGGGGAAAAGCUGAAGAAUCUUUUGACAUGUGGAGGAAACAUGCUUGGCCAUUAUAACUACUACAUAAUUGUAACAAACAAAAGCCACUCUGAACAACUCCAGCAUCUUCAGUUCAUGACAACACUGAAACUGUUUUGUGUUCUUGACUUUGAUCCAAACUCUAACUCCAUAGAUGGGUGCUGUCACUACUACAGAAAAGAUAGAAUUGCAAAUCUUCACAAACCAAGUCAGUUCAUUGGGGAUCCAGGAACUGUGGUAAAUACUCUUAACUUAUACAAACAACCUAGUUGGGUAUUUUGUAAUGGCAGAAAAGACCUUGACAAUGAUGCUGACAAACCCCUCCAACCAAGCGAAUGGUUAAGAAACAAAGCAGGAGAAGUACAAGAUAUGAUCUCAUUUCUCUGUAACUCAGAGACACUUCCAAGAGGACGGUUCUUAGUCAUAUUCCUCCUGCUUUCAACAGCUGAAGCCAUGAAUGAUCCAAUUUUUGACACAUUCAUGUCAUUUUAUAAAAACCUUGGAGGUACUGACGACAUUCUAAGUAUCUGCACUUCAUAUGCUUCCUUUCAGAAAUGGAAGGAUUUCAUUCAAGCCAGAUGUGAACAUGACAUUAGUCUGCAGAGUAUAUACGACCUGGAGCUCAGCGAAAUCAAUGGCACAAUACUGAAACUGGGAGGAAAUAAGUCAAAUGCUAAAAGACUUCUUCCAUCUGCUGAAGGAAGUUCAGUGGUUCUCCAACAGAAAGACGAGGACCUAAUGACAUCCCUUGAUGUACUAUGUGAAAAUGAAUGUGAAAACAUAUAUGAUGAGAGCAGUGCAGAAUUUAAAGACUUCCGAAUAAUAACCGAGACUGAGUUUUAUAGAGGAGGCAAAGUGAAAUGGUGGAACUUCUAUUUCUCAGAGCUACCUGAAGCAAAACCAUUUAUAAAACGCGACAAACACUUAUCACUUGAGAACACCAUCAGAUCUCAGACCAAAGACUCCAGAAACACUUGCGUCAUGGUGAAUCUAUUUCAUCAACCGGGCUGCGGUGGCACCACCAUGGCCAUGCACCUACGAAAAGAAUUCAGAUGUGCCGUGUUAAAGGACAACACCGUCUCAAAAGAAGAAGUAGCCCAACAUGUUGCUCACUUGAUGCAGUGUGGGAAAAAUGAGCAGUCGUUCAAAACGCCAGUCCUGCUAUUAGUGGAAAACUCAGAAGAAACAGAGAACAAAACAGAACUCCAGAACCCUUUGAGGAAAAUCACAGCAGAAACGGGUACAUUUGUCAUCAUCCUAAACUGCAUACGUACAAACCUUCCAGAAGUUAGAUACAAGGAAAGUGUUAUUGACAGUGUGUUCAUUAAAGCAGCGCUGACGGACAAAGAAAAAUGUGCUUUUGAAAAGAAGCUCAAAGAACUUCAAGAAAUCGAGUCUUUCACAACAGAGAACUUCUACAGCUUCAUGAUCCUGAAAUCCAACUUUGACCCAGAAUACGUUGCAAACGUUGCUUCUAACAUCCUGAAAGAUUUCAAAGUUGAGAGCAAGCGAGAACUCUUCUGUAUACUGGCUUUGUUGAACUCAUACGUGGCUGAACCUGCGAUUUCAAAUUCUUUAUGUGCAGAUUUUCUGGGUAUUAAAAGUGCAUUAUGGGGAAGAGAAUCUGUGCUGGAGAAAAUGGAGCCGUACUCUUGUUUACUGAUCGAAUAUGCGGCAGAAGAAUACGGCGGAUUAAAAGCAGUUACCUUCGUCCAUCAGUACCUUGCAACUGAAUGUGUCAAACAACUAGACGAGUCACAUAACUGCUCUAGGGCUGACAUAGUCCAUAACAUACUACAUUGUGAUCUCCUGUUCAAAACUUUUGCUGUAAAAGAUGUUCUUGUUCAGUCACUGAAAAGCAUGCUGAUCACUCGACAACGCAAGGCUGAAGGCGACGAAAAAGACACGCUGUUUUCACCCUUGAUAGAGGACAUCAACUCCAAGAAGGAUGGUCUAAACAAAACUCAAGAAAUCUUUAACGCUGCGCUGCAAAGGUUUAAUAAAGACUUCACAAUUCCUCAAGCUCUAGCGAGACAUCUCUACCUGAAUGAAAAGAACUUUGCGCAAGCUAAAAUUUGGGCAAACAAAGCCAAAGACAUUAAAGAAAAUUCUUAUACGGUAGACACCAUCGGACAAGUCUCCAGAAGUGAGCUGAAAUACAAACUUGAGUGCAAAAAGCAAGAUACCAAACCACUGACAGCGAUGGAGUUAAAGGAAUAUUUUGAGCUUGCAUUCACAGCAUCCAAAGCCUUUAAAAGAGCUCAAAACCUUGCAAAGACAGAUGAUGCCCCUGAAAAUGAAAACGAACUUUAUAGAAAGUUAAGCCCUUAUAACAUAUCUGGCUACAUGGGUGAAAUCGACAUGGCCAUAAUAGUUUUUGACAUUAUCAAAAAACUGCCGUUGUUUGAUGAAUGUGAUCCAAUGAAAGAUCAUUACAUUCAGAGCUUUCUCAAGGGAAUCGUAUCCUGCUCUAACAUGCCAGUGUCUAAAACUGAAUCUGGUCAUGAAUUUGUUUUAGUUCUUCAGGAAUACGAACUUUUCCUUAAAUCUUUGAAAUCGCAGGUAAAAGAGGCCUUUAACUUCAUUGAAAUGUACUACACUUACACAAAAGAAAGAGGAGUCGAUGACAGGAAAGACAAUAAGACUCGUAAGAUGAUCUCCAUACACUUUCAAAAUUAUAUUUCACUGUUUUGCUCCUCUGCAGCAGAAAAACAGAGUGAGCGAAUGCAAAAACCCAAAAUAAGCUUGAACAUGGAGAUUGAAGAGUGCCGAAUGUUCCUGGAAGAAAAGAGAGCAGAUACAUUUCCAGGGCUUCUCCAGUUUUUGGACCAAAAAAAGGAGACUGUAGAAAUGAUUGCUAAGAAGUACUCAUCAAUAUUCGAUAAAUCUGCAAUCAAAACAACUAAAGACAAAACAAAUCAUCUGCUGAUACAUAUAAUACUGAAGCUGAUUUAUCCAAAAUCACAGUCAGCAAAACCCAUGGAGGACCUCAACAAGCUUUUGAACGAGAUUUUGCAAGAUGUUGGCACACAGCAUCAAUACCCAGAGCCGUACUAUCUCGCCAUACUUUUACUCUGGCCUGGAAAUGAUGACAGCAGGAAAAUUAAGACUUAUGUUGAUCAACUUAAAAGUUCAGCAAGAAAACGUCUCUCCAAUAUGUCUAGAAAGAGGUCCACAAUUGCACACUUCUUUCUAGGAACAUCUGGCGGACUUCAGAGGCUGGUGCCAAAAGUCUUCCUGGACAGAUCAAUCAGUAGUGUGAGGAAUCGUAAUGUUCUCUGGCAAAGCGCAGAAAUCUUUAAGGAACCCUCAAUAGUAAACAAGCUUCUCCGAGUGAAUGGAACGAUUGAGCAAGGUGAGGUCUUCACAGAGUUUGGAAAUCUUCGAAUCCCAGUCCGUCCUGCUUUCCUUGGAGGAGUGAGAAGUGGCUGCAGCACUGAGAAAGUGUCCUUCUGCAUUGGCUUUGCCAUGGAUGGACCACUUGCUUAUGACAUUAAGUACGAAGAUGAUGGUUGAAACACAUAACAAUGGACUAAAUGCAAAAACAUGCUUCUAGUAGCAUUCUUAAAAGCUCAGUUAUAGUCAGGUAAUUUCAAGGAUUUAGUCAUUUUAUGCAUUUAGAAAAAACGUAUUUCUUUUAUUUACAUUACACCAUAUUUAAUCAUGUUGACCAUGUUUAGUCAAAACAAUAGAAAAAAAUCGGGUUGAAUGAUGCAUAAGGGAUAACAUGGAAAGAGAUUUUAAAGUAAGUUAUAACUAACUAAAUAUUUCACACA
This is a messenger RNA of Triplophysa dalaica, 5041 nucleotides long. Its product is annotated as sterile alpha motif domain-containing protein 9. The record is from RefSeq and is a predicted model, not a curated record. Gene Ontology annotation, molecular function: protein binding. Lineage: Eukaryota; Metazoa; Chordata; Actinopteri; Cypriniformes; Nemacheilidae. Gene Ontology annotation, cellular component: cytoplasm.